AUGGACCCUCCAAGGUCAAGUCACCGGUGGGGUGAGAAAGGAGGAGAACCCCCUGAGUGCCAUCUAGGAUUCUUACAUCACCUGCCAAUUACCUCAGCUUUAAAAAACCGAAAAUACCAACUGCUACAUCACUCUGAUGAUCAGCUCACCAUCAGUAUAUCAAAUGUAACUCUUCAGGACGAAGGCGUAUACAAAUGCUUAUAUUAUAGCAAACCAGUGAGAACCAAGGAAGUGAACGUAAUUGUGUUAGCCACUCCCUCCAAGCCAACACUGGAAGCACUGACCAUCAGAACUUCCAACGGGAAAGACGUGUUACUAAGAUGUUUCACUAAAGGAAGCAAGCCGCCUCCACAGAUAACCUGGCUUUUGAGCAAUGGCAUGGAACUUUAUGGUGAAACUCAGCACACAUUUGAACACGAUGGAAAGAAGUGUAAUACAACAAGCACACUGAGAGUUCGUGCGUAUGGGGAAAACACAACUGCUAACUGCCUCGUCCGACACGAAGGCCUACGAGAAGAAAAGCUGGUAGUGCCAUUCCGGUUUGAAGAUUUGGUAACAGCUCCAGAUUCAGAGAAUGUGGAGAACAGCACAUUUUCCUUUCAGCCCUCUCAGAAUUCCACUGAACUUGUAAUGGAAGAGUUCAGUACUGUGGAUAUUGACACACUAGGGCAUGAACAAACGACUCAGAAAUUUGACUUCACUGAAGCAAAUUAUAGCGCUUUAGAAAUCACAAAGAAGAAACAUGGAAUUUUAUUGCUCACUCUUGUGUCCUCCCUUAUUCUGGUGCUCUUCAUUGUAGUACAACUCUUUAUAAUGAAGCUACGGAAAGCGCAUGUGAUAUGGAAGAAAGAAAAUGACAUUUCAGAAUUGACCCUGGAAAGUUAUAGAUCUAGGUCAAAUAAUGAUGAUACAUCAUCACAGGAGAAGAAUGGCCAAAUUUUCCAUCACAAGUGUGGUAUGAAAUAUAUUAUAACAUCAUAUAUGGAAAGAAAAUCCAAGAACCCAAAAGAAAAUAUACAGGAUGCUACAUCAAAGCGAGAACAGAAUCAUUUACCAGAAACUAUUAUAUAA
Molecule: messenger RNA, 1071 nt
Organism: Gracilinanus agilis (Agile Gracile Mouse Opossum)
Lineage: Eukaryota; Metazoa; Chordata; Mammalia; Didelphimorphia; Didelphidae
Gene: CRTAM
Product: cytotoxic and regulatory T cell molecule
Exons: 9
Coding region: 1-1071 (356 amino acids)
Biological process (GO): detection of tumor cell; positive regulation of natural killer cell mediated cytotoxicity directed against tumor cell target; cell recognition
Cellular component (GO): plasma membrane
Molecular function (GO): signaling receptor binding
Source: RefSeq, a predicted model, not a curated record